GUAAAUGGAAUAGGACCGGUCGGAUAAAUGAUCCUCGUGCUCCUUCAGUCUGGUUUGUGUUUUCUCGGGAGGGGCCUUUCUGAACUCAAGAGGAGUGACACUUAAGAUCGUCUGCAGUCAUGGAGUGGAAACCUAUGGAAAUAAACCCGGAGAUGCUGAAUAAGGUAUUAAGUAAAUUGGGUGUGGGCUCGAGUUGGCGUUUUGUGGAUGUUUUGGGCCUGGAAGAUGAGUCUUUGUCAGGGGUGCCUUCACCCUGCUGUGCCAUGAUGCUGCUCUUCCCUUUAACGCAACAGCACGAGGAUUUCCGUUCCAAACAGUCUGUUGACGACUCUAAAAGUGUAUAUUUUCUGAAACAAACUGUGGUCAACUCAUGUGGAACUGUGGGGUUGGUACAUGCUGUGGCAAACAACCAGGACAGUAUUGAUUUUGACAGUGACUCUGCACUGAAGAAGUUUCUGAAAGCCACCUCAGGGAUGUCUGCUGCAGAAAGAGCCAAAGAACUCGAACAGAAUAAGGCCUUCCAGGAAACUCAUGAUGCAGUUGCUGAUGAAGGACCGUGUCCGCCAGAGGGAGACAAAGUCAACUUCCAUUUCAUUACAUUUGUCAAUGUAAACGGUCAGCUUUAUGAGCUAGAUGGCAGAAUGGAUGGACCUGUGAAUCAUGGACCUACAAAACCAGAAAGCUUUGUCAUGGAUGCGGCAAGGGUGUGCCGUGAGUUUAUGGAACGAGAGAAAGGGGAGGUUCGUUUCUCUGCUGUGGCUCUCUCCAAAGCCUGAGAGGAGAUGGACAACUUGGCUUGAACCAUAAGCGGUUUCAGAAAACCCUUAAUGCACAUACACGGAGCACAGAAUCCAAACAUAUACCAUCCCUUGAUACAUGCUACACAAACUGCCUGCCUGUCUGACUGUGAAUUACUGUAAUUUCUAAUUUUAUUUUAUUUUGUCUCCUUAACUACUAUGCUCUUUGUAAACAUCAGUAUUUAUUUUUAGCUUUUGUUGAUGUACCGAAUUUAGUUCUAGUUCUAAUAUUUCUGGGCACUUUUUUAUGGGGGCAACAAUUAGCAGAAAUUUCAUGUAAACUCAAGCUUGGAGGUGUAUGUUCAAAAUAAACAAAACCAAAAAGGAUAA
Molecule: messenger RNA, 1127 nt
Organism: Carassius auratus (goldfish)
Lineage: Eukaryota; Metazoa; Chordata; Actinopteri; Cypriniformes; Cyprinidae
Gene: uchl1
Product: ubiquitin carboxyl-terminal esterase L1 (ubiquitin thiolesterase)
Exons: 9
Coding region: 120-776 (218 amino acids)
Biological process (GO): protein deubiquitination; ubiquitin-dependent protein catabolic process
Cellular component (GO): cytoplasm
Molecular function (GO): cysteine-type deubiquitinase activity
Source: RefSeq, a predicted model, not a curated record